AUGCGUCUUACUCUUCGAAGGUCGUGCAAUGCCUGUGCAAAAGCGAAACACAGCUGCGAUCUUCGCACACCGCAAUGUUCACGAUGUGCCAAGAGGAAGUCCCAGUGCGUCUACGCCAACCGGCCGCUGAAUCCGCCCACGAGAGACCAAGAGCUCAUGAAGGCACCGCAACCGGCAAGCACAGCUUUUGAUCCCUUUGACUCGUAUCCGCCCACGAGACUGCCUCGCGCGCAUGUCCAACGACUCAUCCAUCAUUUUCUCGCCCAUAUUUCAUUCCAGUACUAUCCGCUGGAUCUGGAAAUGGAUUCAAACCCAUUCGUGAUUUCGUGGUGGCCACAAGCGCUCGCUGAUGGCGCUCUAUUCCAUGUCUCUUUGCAAACGGCCUCUCUAGAUGUUGAACUCCGAGCAGGGCAGGGGUUUCCUAUCUCUGAACUUCUCAUGGCCGAUUCGGUGGCCUUGGUGAGGCGAAAAGUCGAGAGCUCCGUGCUGGCGUUCCAGAACGAGACGCUCAACUCAGUCGUGACACUCGCCGCCAUCGAGUAUGGUAAAGGUAAUACUGAAGCCAGCAAAAUGCACAUCGACGGCGUCAAACGGAUGGUCUCGGCGAGAGGAGGCAUCAGCGAGGUGAAACGUGCCAGUCCGCUUACCGCAAGAAUGAUCUCCUGGGUGUCGUUGAUAGUCACGGGCGCACCCCAAUUCCUGACACAAGAUGAUGAAUCUGGUGGUGCGGAGGGAAUUGGCUCAAUUCCGCAAUGGCGAUUAGCUUCAGCAUUUUCAGAUUUACCGAACAGGUUCCUGGAUAACGAAGACCUCGACCCCACCUUGAGAAGCAUAAUGCGCCGUCUUCACACCAUCUUUCAUCAGCCACGACAAAUGUGUCCUCUGACGAACUUGGAGCUCCACGACCUGACGUGCUUCGUUAUACACCGUCUCCUCCUGUUGCCUGAUUUUAUAGGCCAGGACUCGAAGCAGUCAGUCACAUCCGAGUGCCUACGAUAUGCGCUGGUACUAUACUUAUUGAUCAUCCAUGGUACAACAUAUUAUUCACACCAUGACCUGUCCAACAACCUUUUGCUUCGACUCAAAGGCCACCUUGAAGCCUUGGGCAAAAUGGAAGACACCCAUGGCCCUUUAGGACUUUGGAUCAUUUCCGUUGGAAUGAUAGCUUCCACCAACACGGCGUACCGUCAAUGGUUCACAGCACAAGCUUGCAUAUAUGCGGAAGCAUUAAACCUUCAGACUUGGGCUGAUGUAUUGCUUCGCCUGGAUCAGAUCCUCUGGAUACAAUCGCCGCAAGAGAGCCUCUUCCGUCAAAAAUGGCAGGAAAUCAUGAAGGUCAUGGCAGGAUGA
This is a messenger RNA of Pestalotiopsis fici W106-1, 1350 nucleotides long. RefSeq lists its product as uncharacterized. The record is from RefSeq and is a predicted model, not a curated record. NCBI's taxonomy places the organism in Eukaryota, Fungi, Ascomycota, Sordariomycetes, Amphisphaeriales, Sporocadaceae. Gene Ontology annotation, biological process: regulation of DNA-templated transcription. Gene Ontology annotation, molecular function: zinc ion binding; DNA-binding transcription factor activity, RNA polymerase II-specific. The transcript has 4 exons. The coding region runs from base 1 to 1350 and encodes 449 amino acids.